Messenger RNA from Zootoca vivipara (common lizard), 6609 nucleotides. The record is from RefSeq and is a predicted model, not a curated record. NCBI's taxonomy places the organism in Eukaryota, Metazoa, Chordata, Lepidosauria, Squamata, Lacertidae.
ACUGUAGACCUCCUCCUCUUCCUUUCUUUCUGGAACCUCUUGGCUGCCUUCUCCCUCCACCCUUCUGUCUAGUGUCUUUUGUGUGAUUUCCUCCCCCUCCCUCCUGUCAGCGUCUUGUGUUGGAUGUGUGUCACGUCCUCUGAACCUUGGGCUUUCCCUAAAGUGUGAGAGCAAAGACCUGUGACCCACGGGAUGGACCUUUCUCGCUGUAGGUGCUUCCCCCCUGAAGGUGACAGGGUUGAUCUGUGUCAGAACCUUGAAGGGCCCCAGCCUUCUGGGUGCCAGCUUCUUCCCCCUUCCCCCCAUGGGAAGGCCUUCUGACCACAGCCAGACCCUGUCCCCUCCGUGGAAGACCUUCUCCAGUCCCCUGUGAUGGUCUGCCCCCUCCUUGUAAGCCUCAUUGCCCCUUGCCACGUCUCCAUCCAGUUGUUGGUGUACUGUCUCCCUCCUCUCACCCCAUGCCUCAAUAGGAGGUCCCCCAAUCUCCCCCUCCCCCUGCUCUGGGAAGGCUCUGGGGUUUCGCCCAAGACUGGCCUUACUGGGUGUGAGCCUCGUGAAGACAUGUACUGCAUGCCCCUCCGUGGGGUUGUCAUGAUAUUGCUUGAGAAUCUUCCCUCUGAGGGAGUCCUGGGGCAUAUACCGGGCAUCAUUGCUAAAGAGUAACCCCUCUUUCUCGGCAAGCCCUUCCCCUGCCCCCUUUUUCUCCCUCAAGUCCCUCCGUAUGUUCUGGGUAAAAGUGUCCUCUUUGGUGAGUUGGCUCAGUUUCUCUUCCUGCAUCCCCGCCUCUGCGUCGUUCCAUCCGCCUGGGGAGCUGAUGUGGUGCGAUCCUGAGGAUUCUCCUUCUUUCCUGCAGUGCUCCUUGCCGUCUGCAUCUCCAAAGGAUAGCACUGCUCAUCUCCCAGACGUUUCCCUGUUCUCCAGCCAGCUAGAAGGGGAUGGCUCAGGAAAACACACCCAGGACCCUGACUCUUCUCUGCUCCUUAGUGACCCUCCAAACCCCGAGCCCACUUCAGACCCUCCUGUGCCACCCCCAGCCUCUGAGGAACAGGAAGAGGAGGAGAGGCUCAGUGCCUUAGAAAAGAGUAUGUUUGUUCUCAGGGAGUUGAUUGAGACGGAGAAGAUGUACGUGGAAGACCUGGGCCAGAUUGUGGAGGGCUACAUGGUGACCAUGAAUGCCCGUGGUAUCCCAGAGGACAUGAAGGGCAAGGACAAGAUAAUCUUUGGGAACAUCCACCAGAUCUAUGACUGGCACAAAGAUUAUUUACUCAAGCAGCUGGAGAAGUGUCUGGAGGACCCUGAUCUUCUGGCUGAACUGUUCAUAAAGCACGAGCGCCGUUUGCACAUGUACGUUGUUUACUGUCAGAACAAACCCAAAUCUGAGCAUAUUGUGUCCGAGUUCAUUGACAACUACUUUGAGGAACUGAAGCAGGAACUGGGGCACCGCUUGCAGCUCAAUGACUUGCUCAUCAAACCCGUACAGCGGAUCAUGAAAUACCAGCUGCUGCUCAAGGUGCUAACGUGGGAGGAUUUCCUGAAAUACUAUGGCAAAGCUGGCAAGGACACAGAACAGCUGGAGAGAGCUGUGGAGGUGAUGUGUUUUGUUCCUAAGCGCUGCAAUGACAUGAUGAAUGUGGGGCGUCUUCAGGGCUUUGAGGGGAAACUGACUGCGCAGGGGAAGCUGCUGCAGCAGAACACCUUCUGGGUGAUGGAGCAGGCAGGCGGGAUCCUGGCCCGGGGCCGUGAGCGGCGCAUCUUUCUCUUUGAGCAGAUUGUCAUCCUGAGUGAGACCCUGGAGCGGCGGCGCGGUCCAUAUGCCGCUCCAACAUAUGCCUUCAAGAGCAGCAUCAAGGUCAGCUGUUUGGGCCUGGAGCCCUGCGUGGAUAAUGAUCCCUGCAAAUUUGCACUGAUCUCUCGCGGCGCAGAACGGGGCACCAUCCGUUACGUACUGCAGGCAGCAACGUCAGAGAUUGCCCAGGCCUGGGUGGCUGACAUCAGCCUCAUCUUGGAGACACAACGUGACUUCCUCAAUGCACUGCAGUCGCCCAUAGAGUACCAGCGCCGAGAAAGCAAAACCCAUAGCCUAGGACGUAUUGGCGUCCCGCAUCAUUCACUGCCUGGUGGACCCAGCCGGCCCUGCUCCUCCGUCUCCAUGGACCAGAGCAAGGGAUCCAGCCUCCAGCCUCACAAUGCCUCUCUCCCCUCCCUCUACCUUCCUGGCCCAGGCCAGCCUGAGCAACAGGCCUAUGUUGAGCCAUCUCGCAGCCAAAGCUCUCCAGGGCCUGGACCAGUUCACAUACCUUCCAAUGGCUCUGAGGUGCAUCUCUCCAAUUCCUCCCAGCAGGAGUCCCUGCACACAGCCCCGAGUGAUGACGACGCCAGGCCGCUGCUCCCUGAUCCUGAAGUCCCGGAAAUCAGUUUCCCUCAAGGCUGUGCUCAACUUGCCCAACUUGAUGAGGAUGAGCUGUGACUCUUGGACUGUGGGAAAGCCGCUGUCAGACCAGCGGGGGGGGGGGGGCUUUGACUGGGGAAAUCUAUCUAGCUCUUCCCUCCUCCUCUUCUCCCCUCCCUCCUCCUGCUGUCUCCAUGGGAAAGAGACACAGCAGCAGCUCAUGGUGGAAACUCUUGCUGCCCUCUGGUCCUGCUCUGUUUGCCCAGACACCCCCCCAUCCUAUGAAAGGGGCGCAGAACCCCCACAUUGGAACCAGAGAAUGCCACUGGUGGCCCUUUCCUUUUCUCCAGACCCCUGUAUAUGCAUGCUGUGGGGCUGUAGGGGCUUCAGGUCGGGGCUCUUGGACGAGGGUGUUGCAUUGUGUGAACUGAGAAUUUUAUUUUGUUUGUUGUAAUAAUAAAGAUUUUAGUUAAAACAAACAAGGAGACAAAUUGCUCCAGGACACCUCCAUCUUCAUGCAGGCUCUUCCGUGAGUAACUUGUGCACCAUGUGCUAGGUCCCCUUCUCUUGGCCUUGCACUUUAUUUAGGGCAAACGCUAAUACCUUGUUGGCCAGUUUCACAACAUCUUCCUUUACACUGCUUCCCCUCCUAGCACAGAGGAUAUAUAUAUAUAGAGAGAGAGAGAGAGAGAGAACACAUGCAUAUACCUGUAAUUGAUUGAAAUGAAAAAUGGCCCUUAGGCUCUGACACACUGAGAAAGGAACCAUCUUUAUUAGCAGUUUCAGAAUCUUGCCCAAAAGAGUUUUCCCCCACUGUUUUUUGAAAGAACGGGAUAGCCUAAGGAAGGUAGACCCAGUUCAAAGUUUACUUUUGAACUCACAAUAAGUGUCAAGAUACAUAUGUGAUACUGCCAAGUUGUGAACGUUGCAGGUACAUUUAAAAUGGCUGGUUGGUUCUCCCAGCAUUAAACACAGAAGCAGACACCCUUUUCCAAUCGCUGCUUCAAGUUUCCUGUGGACUAGUCCAGCUACGUUAAGCUUGUGUUUGCUGUUCACAGUUGAGGACUUAAAAUUUUGCCAUUUGUACUUUUUUGCCCAACUUCUGAAAAUGCAAAUCUGUAUUGUGUGGUACAUGUGUAUAGGUACCUGCAUGGCUGUGUGCAGCCAUGGCAUUAUUAUAAUUAUAUUAAACCUAUCCCAGAAAAUUCACAAAGUGCAAGAGAAGGAAGCAUAUUUGAAGGUGAAGGUGAAGAACAAUUCUCAUGGGCAAAUGUGGUGUUAAGGAAAAAUAUUAGGAAGUAGUGUGUGUUUAUAUCCACGCAUGAAGCUUUAGGCAAGUCUUCUCUUCUGCAUGCACAGACACUGUGGUAAUAAGCAGGAACCAUUAUUUGGUGCUUGUACCCACAAGCAACACUUUCUCCACUACAGUUCUUUGAGACAGGGUAAAAGACCAUAUCUAGGGGGUGGAAGCUCGAUCCAAGCCAAAAGCCUCCUUGUGGGUCCUUCAGUUUCAGCAGACACUGCCCCCAGGUUCUCAAGUUACACUUUGAAACCAAAAGGACUAAACACCUUUAAAAAUGUUUGUGGGAUGACAACUUGUGUGGAGUAUAGGAAAGCCUACAACAGACACACAGCGCUGCCUACGAAUAUAUCUGACAUCCAGAAUCAGGUUACUAGCUUGAUUCCAAAUAUCCUUUUGCCAUUCUAGUCCAUUUUUGCCCCUCACUGGAAGCUGAUUUGGGCUCACAAGGCAGGUCAGCAUGUUUUGUUACUACAGUCCUUCAUUUAUUGGUCUUGCAUUUUCAUUCUGAAGGAGAAGCAGUUGACGGGUUUCCAGCCUCAGGUGCCAAAAUAUUCAGCACGGUGACACCACUGGCUGUUCUACUUCAAGAGGAAAAAUGUUUUGGAAUGGUCAUGCUAAGGGACUUCUCUGUUAUCUCCCAUUAACAUCAGAACAGACAUAAAACUCCCAAAUCUGGGCAAUCCCAUUGUGCUGUUACCUGUUAAUAGGAUUUGGCUUUACCCAACAGAGGAAAAGACAGAAGUGCAGAGAUGCAAAUGAGUGAAACUAGGCUCUUUCACACAUCAAAGGCAGCUCGGCCUAUUUUAACAAAGGAGGAUCUGCUCAAAUGAUGCUGGUGGUGUUACAGACCUGCCUGUGAAGUCUGCAGCAAGAAACACACAAAAAGCUAUUUUCAAUUAAGCAGUUUUGCACUUCUUUCCUGCAGUUGGAACGUAGAACCUUCCUUGGCUACAAUGGCUGUUUGGCUUAUUUUGCACUGCCCUACACAAAUAAUGAGAGGUGAAAAGCUCUGCCAUGUGAGAAAAAUACUCAAAAGUGUGCUGUGUUAGAGUUUCUCUUCAGAUGAGAUGCGUGUUCUGGCGAUUUGCUCAUUAGACUGGAUGAGGUGGUGGACUGCUGGUUUCAGAGUGUACUACCACAUCUGGCUGAAUAGGUUUUUGAAUGCUCCUUGUUUAAAGUACUAGCUAGCACUUCAGGCAGGAAGAAUUAGCAAUAGCGCUACCCCUUGCGUGUUUACUUUUUAAAAAGAUGCUUUUUUAAAAAAUUGGAGGGGUAUUUAAAAACAUGGGGCCCACACUGCACUCUGGUAGAGGUCCCUUAUAAGAUGUUACAGAGAGGCAAAAUGGGGGCUGAGGAAGGCAUGGUGUACUGCCCACUGACUUCACCUCAAGCAACACGAUGCCUCUCUAUGUAAUGUUGUAGAGAGCACCUGCAUUAAAGGAUUAAUGUGUGGGUCUUCCUGUCUUCUUUGUGGCUCUAGGAAGAAACAAAAUGUCACUCUGUAGUCUUUUUCAUUACAAUAUCUUUGUUUUCUCUUGAGACCAAACUAGAUAGGUGGGGAAACAGUGCAUAUGUUGAACAUGUGUUUGUCCUGUUGACAUAGAAAGGCAGAGGAAAUUCAGGGCAGGAAAAUCAGAAAUACUCCUUACACCAGAACUGGGGCGGGGGAGGGAGCCAAAUGUGCCCCUCCCCCACCUCUGUAGCCUUAAUUUGUUCCCCACCUGCCUGGUUCCCUUCAGGUGUCAGGAGCUGGCUGAGAGGAAACUGCUUAGAACUGAGGAAAGGAAAAGGAUGGUGGUGGUGGCAAGAUUGUGCUUCCAUUUUGUGUUGAAGCGUAGCCCCCCCCCCACCUGUGUCCAGCCCAAAACAUUUUGCCACCUGAGGCAGAGCAGCAACCAGUGUGCCUCCCCCAAUGUCAAAGGUGUCUAGUGCCAAGUCUGAUCAAGUUGUUUUGUCACCGGAGGCAGAAAAUCCCACAAGCUCCUCUCCCUGGGGGUUAAAAUUCAAUAAUUACAUUAAAGAGUUGACAAUUUGCUACCCUUUUAUGACAUUCAAAUUUAGCUGCCUGAGGCAGACGCCCCUCACCCCAUGCUUUACAUGUGAAUGGGCCCAGGCAAAAUACAUGUGAUGGGAUAGUGUCUACUGUGGCACUUGCUGGCUUCAUAAUUUUAGGUUUUGGUUCCUCCUGUGUGGCAUCCGGGAGAAAUAAGAUUCACAUCAGGAUAUGAUGUUUUGGUUAGAACAGCAAAAAAGGAAAGGAAGCAAAAGACCAGAUUAUGAGUAAGGAAUGGUGAUGCCCAACCCUGUAACCCUAGGGCUGCCAGCAUUGGGGAUGUCCAGGAUUUCCUAGACAUGUCUUAUUUUAGGGGGCCAACAUGCCCAUUGGCAGAUUUUUACAUUUAACAGGAAAUGUCUGGGUUUGGGGUUUUGUUUUGUGGGGGGGGCACAUGCAUGUUCGGGAGGGCAACAUUGACCUGCUGUGCCCUGGAAGCAGAAGUGCCGUGUGGGGCCAGAGGAGAGUGCGUAGGAGGUCUGCAGCGGCUGCCCUCUGGAGCAAGGCCUUCUGCAGCGAAGAUCAGGGAGAUCAGAGGAUCCUGCCUCUGCCUUCAACCUGUUAGUAGCAUUGCUGCCGCCAGGCCCACACACCUCUUUCCCCCCGACUCAGGCUGGCAGUGGCCACUUCAGUUUCAAGAGAAUGGUGUGCAAGUUCUGCCACAUACAAUGGAACUUCACAGAAGACACAAUUUAAGUCACCCUGAAGUAAGAUAUUUGAGCCCUGGGCACAGAAAAUAGUAAGUCUAGCUGAAAGGCAACACAUGGAGAUCAGCAUCCAUCAUCACAAUGCAUCCCUAAUUAUUGUUUUAGAGCAGUGUUUCCCAAACUUAGGUCUCCAGCUGUUUUUGGACUACAGUUCCCA